AGAUCGAUAGGCGUCAACACAAACUAGAAGCGCUUUCCCCGAUGUCCAUUGUACGUCUACGUCGUUAGGGUUCGGAAACAGAACAAACGAGCCUGUCGACGGAACGGAUUCGAGAAGGACAAGAGCGAGCGAGCUUAAUGAACCAGAGAUUGGAAUUCUGGAAGGCGAGCCAUUGCAAUCAUUCGUGGGCAGGAGGUGAAAUUGAAGGUGGCAAGGAUGAGCUACUUACUGCCCAACGUCACGACGAAGGAAGGGGUCGAUGAGCUGAUACUCAACACCAUCGAUGCAGUUCUCGUGCUGCGAGUGGGCCGGGCUUCGGAUGCGGUGUGCUUGCAGCUGGACGACAUUCUGUCGAAAGCCGUGCGAGAGGUGUCCAAGUUCGCCAAGAUCGCGCUGGUCGAUGUCGAUUCCGAAGAGAUUCAAGUGUACGUCAAGUACUUCGACAUCACGCUCAUACCCGCGACUCUCUUCUUCUUCAACGCCGAGCACAUGAAAAUGGACUCGGGUACUCCCGAUCACACGAAAUGGAUCGGGGCCUUCCACAGCAAGCAGGACUUCAUCGACGUCGUGGAGACGAUCUACCGAGGAGCUAUGAAAGGCAAAAUGAUCGUCACUUGCCCUCUGCCUCCCGAGAGGAUUCCCAAGUUCCAGCUUCUCUAUAAAGAGAUUUGACACAUUUCUGGCUUUGUCUCGCUUCACGAGGAAACGAAAUCGAGAGUGUUCGAACAAAUUCCGAAAGACUGUGCGAAGGAUUGAGACGGAGGACAUCACGGGCAAGAGUUAGUCGAUCUCAUACGAAGGCCGAGUUCACCGAGAGGAUCUGUCGAAUACGUUCAAAUGCUUGUUAGCAGGUUGAGGUGAUGUUCUGACAGCCUGAAAACGCCUUCACAGUACAGCCCUAGAGGUGAACUGCAACGAGGAUGCCUGUGACAGAGGUGCGGGAUCUGCGAACCGAUGUCAGUCCUGGGAAAGCUCUCUUGGCAUCAACUACUUCUACAGAAUCUCAUCAGUAGAUAGAAGACCAAGUCAUUUCAGCACACAGGUGAGCAAAGAUAGAGAUCAUGACGGAGCAGUGGAACAUCCUCGAAAGAUUUAAACCGCGAAGGAUGAUAGCUCCUGGAUGUGAGUGUGAUUUUCAGUGCAAUAAAUACAAGUUGUGGCACUAUUUUGCUUAGAGCU
Molecule: messenger RNA, 1179 nt
Organism: Marchantia polymorpha subsp. ruderalis
Lineage: Eukaryota; Viridiplantae; Streptophyta; Marchantiopsida; Marchantiales; Marchantiaceae
Source: the annotation of a GenBank genome assembly